ACAGAUUAAUUUGUCUUCAAACCUGUUCGGCAAUGACCACCUUUCCUAAGGUGUUUGGUUUUGGAUAAGCUUCAUUCCAGGACUCUGGGAUUGUUUGUUUGCAUGGUUCUUGAGUCGCUCUUACAGCUGCUGUACGCUUACUAAUUUCAGCUGCUCGGACGUAUCGCAGAAACUGCGGCGACUGGAGAACUGAACGACCAAACAUUCUGCUGCUUGCGAUGCGAAAGAGCACGGCUCAACUGGCGUUUUCGACGGUGACUUUUUUCAGUCGUGGUGCUUGCUUUGAACUGUCUACCUGCCGAUCGGUUGCGCCUUACUACUCCCAAAUCGUAACGUCUUGGCUUGAUGAAAAUAGCUUGCCUUGGACUGAGGUCGAAGGUGAGCAGCUGUCCAAUCGUCGUAUCAUAAAUGUUACCGGCAAGCAGAACAACUUGCGACUCCACCUGCUUCCUUCACCAACCUGCCCAAUGAAUUGCGCGUCUCCCAAUCUUACGAGAGACAUGACAAAUCGUGCAAGCAAGAACGACCCCAUUAUUCAUUUGCAUCAAGAUGUUUGGCAGGCCAAAGAGGACAUUGUGAAAUCUCGCCUACUGCAGCGCCUAGGCCGAAUCAAACGACGAAUAUACGCUCGCCAAACAGUGGCUCGUCGGAUUGACAACCCAACGGCUGUAGAGUUUUUACAGUGCCACCACCUAUGGGCAGCUACCCGAACCAAGUUCGCGUACGGUCUGUAUACUAAAGAUGACAUAGGAGAGUUGGUGGCCGUCGCAUCCUUCAGUUCUCGGCGUAACGUCGUGCGAAAAGGAGUUAAUCAUCGAUCACAUGAGCUGAUACGAUUCUGCUCUCGUCGAGAUGAAACAGUCAUUGGAGGCAUCACUAAACUAAUUCGAGCCUUUGCGAAAGAUGAGAAUCCUGACGAUAUUGUUACAGUGAUCGAUCGCGAUUGGGGCGGGGGAGAUGGCUGGCACGCAUUGGGCUUUCAGACGGUGGCAACCUUGCCAUCAUUAAUAAUGGCAGUGAAAGCAGGCACCCGACACCACAUGGUCGGUGCUGGAAUUGGCUGCAAAUCGACGAGUGCAUUCGGUAGGAUUGGCUUGCCGGCGGAUACUUUGCAGCGGCUGAAUACCACGAGUUCUGCAGAAGCUGCUCGCAGCACUUUACUGGAAAGUGGCCAUUUCCCUGUAUACGACGCUGGCGUGGAGCGACUACUUCUGCUUGUAUCUCACUCAUCGGCUGCCAUCGAACACGGCAAAGACGUGUGCGCCAAAGCUCUUUGGAGCGACUCUCAACCUUCAUAUACAUCAAGAUACUAUUCCAGUAACUGCGGCAUCACGGCACUUCUUACCGACGCGGAAAAAGAGCAUAAGAGGACUGAGCCUUUUAAGAGCGAACGAGACUUGGCUUCCAUCUAAGCUUGCAAAGAACCUUUAAAUAGUCCGUGAGUGGCCCAACAAUAUUCUUCUCCUCGUCAUAUCUCGAUGCAAAUGCAGCGAUACAAGUGGGGCGACGCGGGAAUGGCUGGCGUAUAAUGGCACUAGGAGUU
Messenger RNA from Phaeodactylum tricornutum CCAP 1055/1, 1543 nucleotides. RefSeq lists its product with no specific name. The transcript has a single exon. The coding region runs from base 219 to 1412 and encodes 397 amino acids. The record is from RefSeq and is a predicted model, not a curated record. Lineage: Eukaryota; Bacillariophyta; Bacillariophyceae; Surirellales; Neidiaceae.